Molecule: messenger RNA, 5628 nt
Organism: Porites lobata
Lineage: Eukaryota; Metazoa; Cnidaria; Anthozoa; Scleractinia; Poritidae
Source: the annotation of a GenBank genome assembly
CACAUUUGAGAAGAGAAAAAUUAAUAUCCAACAGUUCGCAUGAAUUUGUGUACCCUGUUGUUCCGAUCCUGUCUCGAGGUAUAAAUUAUUUUAUGUAAUUACUUUCUUUGACGCUUCUCCAUUAGCAAUUGGUAUUGCGCAUAUCCGAUGCCUAGACUCAAGACCGCCCACUAAAAGCAUCAAGCGAAAAUCUCUCUGCAAACCUCUCGAGCAAGGCAGUUGUUUUUCAUCGGAAUCGUUUGCUGCAUCUUCCUCGCCUCUAUGGAUACCAUUGCUGACAGAAUCGUUAUCAACGUUGGAGGUAAGCGACAUGAGACACACGCAAGUACUCUUCAAACUAUCCCUGACACCAGGUUGGCAUGGAUUGCGGAAAGUUUCCUGGCCAAUGAUAACAGGCAAGAGAUAUUUUUCGACAGAAACCCAGAAUUAUUCGGGAUCAUUCUCAACUACUACCGUACUGGGCAACUGCAUGCUCCGCGCGACUUCUGUGGCCCUCUCUUUGAGGCAGAGUUAAUAUUCUGGGGCAUUGAAGAGAGGGAAAUGGAAGCGUGUUGCUGGCCCUAUUAUACUCAACAUCGAGAUGCCGAGAAGAACUUGAAAGAUUUCGUAGGACCCGAGUUUGAAGACACGGACAACGACGACGAAGAAUUCUCGCCCGAUUUAGAAUCAUCGCCAUUUCAUCAAGUUUCAUCAUUAUCAUACUGGACACUUUAUAAACCGAAAAUCUGGGCAGUACUAGAUGAUCCGCACUCAUCGACCAAGGCUAAGGUAUUAACACGCUUCACUUCUAUUCUUUUUGUUUUCUUCCAAAAUCUCAUAUUAAUUUUCAAGCUGAAUAUAAUUCGGAAGCGAAUUUCAGGUUGAGUUGUUCGGUCAAUAUCGGUUGUUCAUUAUUUUGGUUUUUUACUACUACUACUACUGUAUACGAGCAGGCAGCCCUUACUUAUUUUUACGCAAUGACCUGUAAACUCAAUUUAUUAUGUCUGCUCCAUAAACGGUGGCUGCGGUUCAGAAAAGAAUUGCCCAAACGGCUACUGAGGCGUUUGUCAACGCUUAACAAAUAUGGAAAAUUUCGCCAGUUUUCUAUGCAAAUAGAGACCACAAGUAAAUAAAAGGGUAUCGCACGUCGACGAUUUUAAGCCUAAAAAACGCUUCUAAAACAAUGUUUCUGGAUUAAUCGGGCAUGAUUUUAAGACGUAAAAAGAACUUAAAUCCACGAUAAAGCUGGGCAAUCUGGUUACCAAGGGGUUUGUUUUUGCUAAACAAAUGGGUAUAAGAUAAUGGCGUACGAAUCGCUAUCUGAGAAAUCAGCCAUAAGAAAACGUUCUUUGUUUCUCAGGCAUCGUCGAUGAAAAUUCUAUUGAAAAGAAAUCAUAACAUCUCACUGUGUUUUUCCAAUUAAACUGCGGCUUAGUUUUGUGGAAAAAUUUUUAAUGUACUGUAAACGGGUUUUACAUGGGGACUUCCGUUCUUCAUAGAGGAAGGAUUCUUUUACAGAAUAACACCUCCGUUUAUAAAAGCUAAUUGAUGUAGAACAUAAGAUAACAGAAAAAUAUCGAAAUAUAUGAAGGGAAUAGUUUUUUGAAGGUAUAUCACCUCAAGACUACAAUCAAACCAUGUAAAUCCGUAUUGACCGCAAAAGUAAACAGAUGGCUCCAAGUGAUAUCUUUUUUAACUAAAAUUAAACUCGAGCGUAGGAUAAUAAUAAUAUCGGGUACAGUCUUUUCGGCAAUUAUAGCAAUACAGCUGGACACGCAUCCGUGAAAAAAUAUUUCAGCUGUGUUAUAUUCUAUUCAGUCAGUUCCCUUUCAAUGAAUUUUCUGUUAGCUUUAUAUUCUUUCAACCACCAGCGUUUGUGCGCACGGUAUAAAUUCAAGAAUGGAAAAGCUUUUAAAAAGGUCUUAUCGACUUGUUUAAUUGGGCGCCGAAAUGCAAAAUUUUACCUCGAUUAACCGACUGCAUUUUAAAUAAUUUGCAAGACAAUGAGUUUCAGCUAAACUGGUGGGGUUUUUUUACCACAGGAGCGAUAAAUUUUCUAUGUUAACUUCAUAUUUCUUAGAUCUUUAUGAUCCAGUUUAAGGACGUGCAGUAAGCGCCAGUGUGCCUAAAAAUGUUAGCCACGCUUUGUAAUUUUACAGUGUGACUAAAAGUUCUCCACUCAUUUAGGAAAAUGAAAUAUUUGCUUUUCUUUUUACUUAUUCUACUUAUCUUUUGCGCACUGUCAAUAAUAAAACAUAUUCUCUGAUUGGCAGCUGAUUUGAAUCGAAACGAACCCCCAUCUUAUAUUAUAUAAUGGGCUUGUUUAAAUUAACAUGUAGCUUUUAUAUCAGGAGACUAAAUGGUAAAAGCUAUUAACUUUUUACCUGCAAUUUCUAUUUUAUGUAUUAUACCACCACAUAAUUAUUCAUAUAUCUAGGGUGACAUCACACCUUAGUAUUAUAUAAUUACAAUAAAAUAAACUGCUUACUCGAUGGUUGAGCCGUGAAUCUAACUUGAUGAUUGCCCACAAUUUCCUUUUUUUUUCGGAGAUAAAGCACGCAACUCAAUAAGCAUCCGCUCACAUUAUGUGUUCAAUCAUCGAAUGAGAUUUAUGUAUAAAUUUAUUGUCACGUAGCAAAAAAGUAGAAGCCCCGUCACUUAACCGUAGCUGAGAAACGCGAGUUUGUCACCAUGUUGCUCUUUAGUAAAACUAAUGCAACUACAAUUUAAAGGGCUAUGCCUGAUGACGCGUUCCACAUUUUUGGGUAAAAACUGAGCUGAUGCUGAAAGUAAGCAUUGCUGGUUUGCACGUGACGUCACGGCGGCCAUGUUGGUGGCCAAGAACAAAAGCAUUUCUCUCCUCUGGCAGCCAAACUCUGUUUUCGUGUAAAUCCUUCGAGAAAAAAUUCUAUUGUAUUGACCCCCAACAUGGCCGCCUUGUCACGUGGUUGCAUCAGGUCAGGUGGUUUAUUCAGGUCAGUCAUCUCUUUUCCCGCUACCAGAGGCCCCUUUUCCGGCUGGUAUUAGGAGGGCGUACGAAAUACCAGGGAAAAGAGGCCCAGGUCUGUCAGCAGGAAAAUCAUUAUUUCUCUUAUAACUCCAAGAGAAAGAUAUUAAUCGAUUCUCUGAAGGGGAAAAGAAAACAUGAUAGUUUGAGAAACAGUUCAUUUAAAACACAAGAAUUGAUUUGCAACUGUUGGCUCAGGUUGAAUUCCAUGCCAUGGAAAAGCCAAACACACGCGCUUAUAAUUUAGGUUAAGUUAUCAUCUUCGUGUUUUCUCCAAGGUGUUUUUUUUAGGGUCUUCGAGCAAUUACCAAAAUAAUCGUGACACAUCUCCUUAAGAGACAAAAGGCACCGGAUGAAAGCAUCACUCUUUAGAUUAUAGCCAAAAAAAUAACCAUGCAUGCUAGAAUUUUACCUAGAGGCCGGAUUUGCAAAAUUAUUACCACACAAAUAGAGAUAUGUCACAUUUUAAUCGGUUUCACGGUUUUAUUGCUAAAUUUCAGGUUUAGGUCGACUGCUCGUUAUUGAUAAGUCCUCAUCUUUCAAAUGCAUUUUUCUUCCAAUUCAUAACUCAAGAAUGUAACAUUAUGCACUUAUUUCAAUAACGGUUGCAUUGGGAAUCGUGCUUUGGUCUUUGAAAGCCUUUGUUUGGUGGUCACGCAAGCAAAGCAUUGCAUUGUAUUCUGUGUUUCAAUGACCAAAUCCCAAAGCAACCUUUAUUGAAAUAGGUGUAUAAACUCCCGCUUACAAGCCAUAGGAUAAUACAUCUUCGUAUGUGAUCCUAGGAGGGCUUAUUCACGUAGGAGGUGGGGAGGGGGGGCUUACUACUGGGUGAGCUUAUAAGGGGGGGAAGCAUAUAAGCAGAAGUUUACGGUAUUCCUGUAGUUUCACGGCAGCAUGGUGCCAAUACUACUGUUAGCCUUGUGCUAAUGGAGUUGUGAGAAAAGUCACAGAGCAUUUAGUUUUAAAUGUCUCGGGUGCGUAACAUGUAUUUCUUAGCGUUUUUACUAAAGCCCGUUUUUCCUUUUUUUUCCCAAGGUGUUUGCAUUGUUUUCAUUGUUCAUGAUACUGGCAUCUGUUGCUUCCCUGUGUGCUUCAUCAGUUGUUAUUGAAGAUGAAUACGUGCGUGGAUUUGAAUAUUUAUUUUGUGCGUGGUUCACACUGGAGUUUAUAGCACGGUUUAUAUUUUGUCCUGACAAGAUCGUUUUUUUUAAACAGAUCAUGACAUGGGUGGAUUUGAUGUCCCUGCUCCCCUUUUACAGCAAACUGUUCUUCAAAACAGAUUUACUUAGUUUCUUGAGGGCCGUGAGGCUUAUUCGUGUGUUUCGAGCACUCAAAGCAUUCGCUUUUACAAGCGGGUUGCAGAUUAUCGUACAAUCGCUCAAAGCCAGCUUCAGGGAGCUAAUACUGCUUCUUAUUAUUUUGUUAAUUCCCGUGGUAGUAUUUUCCAGUAUUGUUUACGACAUCGAAAACAAUGUCCCCAGCCAGCCUCACUUUCGAAAUAUCCCAGAAACCUUUUGGUGGGCAAUUAUCACUAUGACAACUGUCGGCUACGGCGAUAUGGUCCCCAAAACGAUCCUAGGUAGGGUCAUUGGUGGAAUAUGCGCUAUUUUUGGAGUACUGAUAGUGGCGUUGCCAGUCUCUGUAAUAGGAAAUAACUUUUCUACUUACUACACGCAUGCUCAAGCUCGACUUAGUCUUCCAAGGAAAAAACGUCGUCUGAUAUGCGCAGCUAAUCUGCGCAUGAAUGUCUUACCGGAACAAUCAGCUCCAAGUAGCACCUCAUUGAAACAAAAUGGCGGCCUUCAGGAGACUUCAGAGGGAAUACAGCUGGAUGCAUCUCCAGGCUCAGCAAAGAGAUUCAGGCGCUACCAUCGGCGAUCACGAAACACACUGUUUGCUCACGGCGAUGUGUACAUAGGUCCAAGCAAGCUUGAAAGGCAAAAAUUAUCUCGCAGUAGUACAUGCAAAGAAGAGGAAAACGAAAACGAAACUGAAAACGAAACGAAAAGUGAAAGCGCCACAACAAAAGAAACAAUUAGCAGUGGAGAAUUAGACAACAAACCAGAUAAGGUGCGUGAUCUAUCUGGCACAGAUAGCGAAAUUCUUCCUGCUAUCUCCUCUCUGCCAAGAAACUUUACGCUCAUUAACUCGACGCAUGAAAGUGAGGAGAUUAUUGAAGAAGCCGAGACAAGACCCGCCUCUGUACUCUCUGAACACCGAAAUGGUGUUAUCAAGAAAAGGAAUAAAACUGCUAAUUUACCAGUAUCCCAUCGUAAAAAGUCCAACAGCUCGCCAAAUAAGUGGCUAGAAUUAAAAAAUGAACAAUCUCCAACAGAGAGUAGAAGGCCACAAAGUUCGCGGGCUCGCAAGGCGCGCGUAUCACCCGCAGAGGUGCUUGAAAGUUACCAGAAUCACGUGGAAGGCUCCACGCAGAACCUGUCCCCACGACAUUAUCCUGUUCCUUCAUUUAAGUUAGACAUGGAAAAUUCUCAAACAGACAAACCUGCUUUGGUUAAAAUGCCCGAGCAAAAGAGUAACAAGACUGCAAAUUCGACGAAUUUCACGGAGACUUUACACAGACCAAGGACCGCUACAUUGGAUGCUGAUGUUACGAAUGGAUAUGCAAUCUGAUAUUUAACAAU